This is a messenger RNA of Diaporthe citri, 834 nucleotides long. RefSeq lists its product as uncharacterized. Lineage: Eukaryota; Fungi; Ascomycota; Sordariomycetes; Diaporthales; Diaporthaceae. Gene Ontology annotation, molecular function: hydrolase activity. The record is from RefSeq and is a predicted model, not a curated record. The transcript is spliced from 2 exons. The coding region runs from base 1 to 834 and encodes 277 amino acids.
AUGCGGCCCUCCGCCCUAAUCCUGGCCGCCGCAGGCCUCACAGCCGCCCAGGACGCCUCAUCAAGCUGCACAGCCGGCCUGUACAUGAUCGUCGCCCGCGCAACAGGCGAGGACCCGGGCACCGGCCGUGUCGGCGUCGUCGCCAACAACGUCUCGUCCUCCAUCCCGGACUCCAUCGUCAAGCCGAUCGUCUACCCGGCCACCUUCGCCAACUACAGCGAGUCCGAGGGCGCGGGCGUGGCGGCCAUGACGGCCGCCAUCAAGGACAGGGUCGCCGCGUGCCCGCAGGGCAAGAUCGCGCUGCUGGGCUUCUCGCAGGGCGCGCAGGUCUCGGCGGACGCGCUGUGCGGGCGGGAUGAUGGGACGGGGACGGCGUUGUCCGACACCCCGGAGCUUGGGGGCGAGUAUGCGGAGAACAUUGUUGCUGUCGUCAUGUUUGGCGACCCUAGCCAUUCUGUCAAUGCCACGUUUAACCAGGGCAAUAGCACGAGGAAUGGGAUCUUUGCGAGGAACAACGUCACGGCGUGCGAGCCCUUCACGAGCAGGAUGCGCUCGUGGUGCGACGCCAACGACCUGUACUGCGACAGCGGGAACAGCUCCAGGGUGCAUGGCUCGUACUUCAACAACACGGCCUACCUGGCCGAUGCUUCGUCUUUCAUCAUCAGCCAGUUCAACCAGGUCGACUCUGGAGUCAAGAACGACAACAGUACAUCCAACUCGACGGACACCUCUACCAGCAGCGGUUACUCUCUGACAGCGGGCAUGGGGCGUUCUCAGAUGUUAUCAGCGGCCUUUGCAACGGCCUGUGGAAGCUUGUUGUUUCUCCUGUUAUAG